Messenger RNA from Myxocyprinus asiaticus (Chinese sucker), 2519 nucleotides. Its product is annotated as hydroxyacylglutathione hydrolase, mitochondrial-like. NCBI's taxonomy places the organism in Eukaryota, Metazoa, Chordata, Actinopteri, Cypriniformes, Catostomidae. The coding region runs from base 736 to 1572 and encodes 278 amino acids. Gene Ontology annotation, biological process: glutathione metabolic process. The transcript is spliced from 10 exons. Gene Ontology annotation, cellular component: mitochondrion. The record is from RefSeq and is a predicted model, not a curated record. Gene Ontology annotation, molecular function: hydroxyacylglutathione hydrolase activity.
CCCUAUGCUGGUGUAAUAUCUCAGACAGCUCAAGUCGUGAUAUGUGGUUCAGGUCAUUGGCGGCGAGUGCGUGCACUCUCGGUGUCUUCGGAGCUGUCUCGCAGAAAUUCGUUCCCAAUGCGCUCCAAGUCCUCGUGGUGGCGUAGUGACUCUCCUCAAUCCGGGUGGCGGAGGACGAAUCUCAGUUGCCUCCGCAUCUGAGACCGUCAAUCCGCGCAUCUUAUCACGUGGCUUGUUGAGCAUGUUACCACGGAGACCUAGUGCGUGUGGAGGCUCACGCUAUUCUCCGCAGCAUCCACGCACAACUCGCCAUGCACCCCACCGAGAGAGAACCACAUUAUAGUGACCACGAGGAGGUUACCCCAUGUGACUCUACCCUCCCUAGCAACCAGGCCAAUUUGGUUGCUUAGGAGACCUGGCCGGAGUCACUCAGCAUGCCCUGGAUUCGCAACUCCAGGAGUGGUAGUCAGCGACAAUAAUCGCUGAGCUACCCAGGCCCCCUCACCAUUGUAUUCUUUAUGAUUUAGUGGGUUGGACAUCAUUGACCAAUCGCAGACAACAGCAUUUGUAUGUUUUUAUCUAUAAAGAUAUACUAGGUAAACUUCCAGCCUACCUCUGUACAUUUCUCUGUCUCAGCAUUGGUAAUUAUCAACUGCGCUCUUCCAAGUGGUUGCUUCUUAAUGUACCAGGGGUUGUGACAGAUCUGGGGAAAACUGCAUUUUCCUACUAUGCUCCAUGGACAUGGAACAAUCUACAAUCUUGAAAUCAUCUCUGGUGGAACAGUCAGACAUGAAGGUAGAACUGCUGCCUGCACUCACUGACAAUUACAUGUACCUUCUCAUUGAUGAGGACACAAAAGAAGCUGCUAUUGUUGAUCCAGUGGAGCCACAGAAAGUUGUAGAUGCGGCCAAAAAGCAUGGCGUGAAACUCAAAACCGUCCUAACAACUCAUCAUCACUGGGAUCAUGCUGGAGGUAAUGAAAAGUUAUUGAAGUUAAUGCCAGGACUUACAGUGUACGGAGGAGAUGACAGAGUUGGAGCAUUGACUCAGAAAGUUACACACUACAACACUUUCAAGGUGGGCUCGCUAAAUGUUAAGUGCCUGUUUACGCCGUGUCACACCACUGGUCACAUCUGCUACUUUGUUACGAAAGAAAACCGCACCGAACCGCCAGCUGUGUUCACGGGGGACACUCUGUUUGUGGCCGGCUGUGGAAAGUUCUUUGAGGGAACAGCUGAAGAGAUGUACAAAGCCCUGAUAGAGGUUUUAGGCCGUCUUCCUCCAGAGACGCGUGUGUACUGUGGUCACGAGUACACCAUCAACAAUCUGAAAUUUGCACGGCAUGUUGAGCCAAAUAAUGAGGCCAUUCGAAAAAAAUUAGCAUGGGCCAAGGAGAAAUAUGACAAUGGAGAGCCGACCAUUCCUUCCACGGUGGCAGAUGAGUUCACAUUUAACCCGUUCAUGAGAGUGAGAGAGAAGUCGGUACAGGAGCACGCUGGGACCAGAGACCCGAUUGAGACCAUGAGGCGCAUCCGUAAGGAGAAAGACAGCUUUAGAGUUCCAAAGGAUUGAGCCCAUGUCAUCUCAGGCUCGUCUUUGCGUUAACCAUCUCCACUAUGAUUAUCACCGCUUGACAUUUUACUUACAAUAGCAGAACUUCAGGCAGACACAAGGCACAUGGAAACUCUAGCUGCAGUUACGUGCUUUCCCUUUAAAGCAAAAGCUUAUCUUCAUUCAUUUUUUUAAGGUCAACUAAUGGUCUAAAAUGAGCAAUACACAGGAUUGUUUACCUGUAUAACAAUGUAUGUAAAUGAUUGUUGCAAGCAAUACAUCUAAUCAAAACAAUGUUUAGAAUGUUUUCAAUGUUAAUUCGCAUCUAAAAGAAGUUCCGAUGCACUAGCUCUGAGUUAUAGGCUACAGUUGAUUUACGUAGGUUUACUCAAGUUCUAAUUUGGACAUUUCCAGGCUUUGACACUUUUCUGGAGGAUCCAGGCCAUGUUUGAUCCAACAUUAGAUUGUUAUAUUAUAGUCCCAUUUCAAAAUGUUUGUCUUAAUGUGUAAUGUGUUAUUUUGUAAAUCAAAAAGAAAUAUUUUAUAUUAUGAGAUGUUAUGGGGUUUUAUGAACAACUGUCAGUAAGAAGUGUUUCAACAAAAUAUGUAUUUUCAAAUCCAUCUCGAUUGUUUUUGAUUGAAUUGCUUUAAUUUUCAUUGUCUCUAGUUGAUUUAGAAUGUAGACCAUUUUGAACGCUGCAAAUACUCGUUUCAGCUUUUUUGUUUUGUUUUGUUUGAUCUAGCACUUUCCGUCAUCAAAAGUAAAAAAGGGAAGAUCUAAUUGUGUUCAAACUAAAUUAAAGUCUUAAAUGUAAACGUGACUGCUGUUUGCUUUUGUUUUAAAUAUAAUUUAAUAACAUUUUAAAUGUAUUACCUGUUUAUAUAUAAUAUAAACAAUGCAUAUUAUAUAUAUUUGCAAUAUUCUAACUGAAAACAAUGCAAACAUUAAAACUAUUUUUAUAACUAUU